UCCCUCUAAACUCUUGUGUUCAGACCCGGCAGCCCCUUGCUGAGUUGGUCGCAAUCAUUGUUUCUCUGCAGCAUUAACCACAUUCCUGAGAGGCGCAGCGCAUCCCGUCUUCCUCCACGCAUUCCUUUCAGGCGAACGAGUCCGCUCUCCAAAACGGGAUUUUAUUCACAUUUUCGGGGUGCCAAGUACGCUCAGAUCGUCAUGGAAAAAACUGGACUUGGUGCACGUAUGAUUAUGUAACCCAGUUUGAGUUCUGCUUGAAAGGCUUUCAGUGGGGGGAAAUGUGGAAGAAAAACCAACAAGGAGAAAUUCCUCCGCGCAGCGCGCCAUUGACUGUAAAAGACCUUUCAACUUAACAAAAACUGAAGUUGACAAACGUAUCCCCGUCGGGGCCGAGAACUGUGAGAAAGAGUUUGUUGUGUUGUUUAGUGUUUUUUUUUUUUUUUUUUUUUUUGUGGAGAGAGAGAGAGAGAGGGGGCAGCGGGAUAAGGAGGAGCAGCCAUGUGGCUCGCCGUGGAGGCUUCGCGGGUUGCGCGGCUGCAGCGCGGCUGCGGUUGCGGUGUGUUGUUGUGAUUUCCAUGUGAGAUGCGAGCAGCGCUCCGCGGAGAGCUCCUCGCAACCAAACCGACAUGGAGCACUUCCAGGAGGAGCUGGGGCUCCUCAUGGAGGACCUCUCCCUGUACGACGCGUAUAAAGACGGGCUGUUCCCGGCGGCGCGGAGGGAGCUGGUGGUGAACCCGGACCUGGACUUCUCCUCCUCCCCGGGCGCGCAGGAGCCGGUGGCGGCGGCGGUGGUGGUGGCGCACGGCGGCUCCUGCGCGCCGGAGAGCCUCACCAAGGUGUACGCGCCGGAGAGCCUCACAAAAGUGUACGCGCCGGAGAGCCUCACCUGCGGGAGCAGCAAGGUGUACGCGCCGGCCGCGGUGCGCGCCGCGGCGGGCUGCGGCAGAGCCGCCGCGGCGCCCGGCGGCGUCGCCCGCUCCGAGGUGGCGCAGCCCUGCUACAGCGGGGAGCGGCACCGCCGCUACUCCCUGGAGGUGCAGCCGGGACAUCGCUACAGCACCGGCUCCACCCUGGACGGAGCGGUUCUGCACAGAGCAACGGGCAACAGCGUGUGCAUCCCCGGGCAGGACGGCUGUGGCGAGGACUGGCGGCGCCGUGGCGCGCAGGACGCGCGCCACGGCGCCGCCAGUCCCCGCCAGAGCCUGGCCGUGCCGGGCCAGGACCGGCACCAGCAGGACCGCAGCGCCCGCUCCAGCUACGCCAGCACGGCCAGCGACAGCAGCAAGCCGUCCAGCCCGCGCACCAGCGUGAACAGCAGCUGCGACUGCUGCAGCAAGCCCAGCAGCAACCGCACCAGCGGCAUCAGCAUGGGCUACGACCAGCGCCACGCCAGCCCGCGCUCCUCCAGCGCCCGCUCCAGCGCCCGCUCCAGCACGGCCAGCCAGUACUCCUUCACCACCACCAGCCCCCGCUCCAGCUACUCCGACUCCCCGCGCUGCCUCGGGCUGGAGGCGGCCAUCCUGCACGCCGCCGCCGCGGCCGCGCCGCUGCUGCUGGCCAGCCCGCGCUCCAGCAUCUGCAGCCAGGACGGCAGAGCCGGCGCGGGCUCCAGCAUCUCCAGCCACAGCUCCCGCAGCUCCCGGAGCUCCCGCAGCUCCAGGGGCUCCAUGAGCGCCUACCCGGACCUGCCGCUGCAGGAGCCGCCGGGCCCGGGGGACUCCAACCGCCUGCAGCUCCAGGCGGUGCCGGAGCCGGUCCAGACGGAGGUGACCGCGGGGUCGCCGUCCUCCUUCAGUUAUGGGAUGUCCACCAAGGCCACGUCCUCCUGCAGCCAGAGGUUCAAGCUGCCCUACCAGGUGACCCCCAGCCGGGACAGCGGGCCCAGCCAGGCGGAGAAGCGGCUGGAGGCGCUCACGCUGGAGCUGGAGAAGGAGCUGGAGAUGCACAUGAAGAAGGAAUACUUCGGUAUCUGCGUCAAAUGUGGAAAGGGUGUGUACGGGGCCAGCCAAGCAUGCCAGGCCAUGGGGAACCUCUAUCACACAAACUGCUUCACCUGCUGCUCAUGUGGGAGACGGCUGCGAGGGAAGGCGUUUUACAACGUCAACGGGAAGGUUUACUGCGAGGAAGAUUUUCUGUACUCUGGUUUCCAGCAGACGGCCGACAAGUGCUUCGUGUGCGGUCACCUCAUCAUGGAGAUGAUCCUGCAGGCACUAGGGAAGUCCUACCAUCCCGGCUGUUUCCGCUGUGUGGUGUGCAAAGAGGGUCUGGACGGAGUGCCUUUCACCGUGGACGUGGAGAACAACAUCUACUGCGUCAAAGACUACCACACGGUUUUUGCUCCCAAGUGUGCCUCAUGCAACCAGCCCAUCCUUCCCGCCCAGGGUUCAGAGGAGACCAUCCGGGUGGUUUCCAUGGACAAAGACUACCACGUGGAGUGCUACCACUGUGAGGACUGCAGGCUGCAGCUGAACGACGAGGAGGGCCACCGCUGUUACCCGCUGGAAGGACACCUCCUCUGCCACGGCUGCCACAUCCACCGGCUGCAGUCCAAGGUCCCCGCCCACCCGCCCCCCAGCUACCCUCUCCACGUGACUGAACUGUGAGGGGGCCGGCCCACGCUCCACCCCCCCAGGUGGUCCAGGACACCAGCAGCAGCCCCCCCUUCCCCCCCCGGCCACCUGAGAUACUGUCCCCGUCCUCAGCUGGACAGCCCGGCCUCGGAUCUACAAACGGAUGCAGCUCCAUGCCACCAUGCAACCCUAAAAGCGGUCAAAAGGAGUGUUUUUGGACUUGAACAUCUCUCCGUGCCCCCUGCCCCCUCACUGUCCCUGCACUCUGACUGAAGCUGGUCCAGCCACAGGUCCGGAUGCUGCUGCUGCUGCUGCUGCUGCCGGCGCGAGGGAGUCCAGGGGAGCGAGCCGGGGCCGGACGGCGGUGUGCAGCUCCCAGCACCGGCACAGAGCCCUGCUGCAGGCUAUGCAAAGGACAAGCCAGCAUCCCCACACGGGGCUGUGCACAACAAACACAAACUGAAAUAAACUGAUUGCUAGUCAGCUGGCAGCGUGCCGGCACAGCAGAUGCACCGUAGCGCCACCAGCCCAGAAAACUGACUGACAUUCCACUUAGAAGUCUAAGACAGCACCUCAAGAGAUUCACAAGCAGUGUCUUAAUUAAUAAUUAUAUUAUGACAGAAAAAGAAAAAGUUAGAUGCACAUAGAUUGUCUUUUAUAUAUAUGAAUAUAUAUUUGGCAGAUGUUUUCCACAUUAAAAUGCUAGAUGUAGUUUUUUUUUGUAAAUGUUGUUGCGCUCGUUAUGGAAUCGGAGGUGAAACUGUUUCAUCGUCGGUCUGAAUCCUCGUCGUGUCAUUUCUCCUCCUCGAGGGUCAGACAUCCACACGCUCUGUGGGAGCAGACCUCGCUCACAUAGUAUUUGUAUUCAGGUAUCCCCCCCCCCCCCCACACACACAUUUAAGUACUUCGAAUCUGCUUAAGUCGAAUCAUUUGGGCAGUUUUUUUUUAAACAAACUGACUCUUGUCGACAGCCUGGCGCUGAUGUUUGAGCUCCUGUGUUUUCAUUAAAGAGAAAGAAAACUGAUUUUAUCUCCACUGCUACUCCAAGGCCCAUGGAAGAGGAUCAGGGCCACUGAAGAAAAUACAUUGAAUU
Messenger RNA from Cololabis saira (Pacific saury), 3666 nucleotides. It is a transcript of the gene wtip, whose product is annotated as WT1 interacting protein. Gene Ontology annotation, biological process: positive regulation of miRNA-mediated gene silencing; cytoskeleton organization; regulation of DNA-templated transcription. Lineage: Eukaryota; Metazoa; Chordata; Actinopteri; Beloniformes; Belonidae. Gene Ontology annotation, molecular function: transcription corepressor activity. The transcript has 9 exons. Gene Ontology annotation, cellular component: P-body; nucleus; transcription regulator complex. The record is from RefSeq and is a predicted model, not a curated record. The coding region runs from base 630 to 2606 and encodes 658 amino acids.